AUGUCUGAAACAGAGAAUCAGUCGCAUGAAGUGAUUUGCACAUCCAGUAAUCGUCGCUUAAUUUGGAAAUUAUUAACUGUUUUACGAGCUGUAGUUGGUAUGUUCACAACUAUAGUGGUUUGGAUAUCAGCAAUCGCUUCAGUCUUGUCAGAUAAUGGAUUAGCUUUUGCAAUAUUUUUGGUUAUUGUUGGAAUGUUCUCAUCCGUACUUGAAUCCAGCCACGUUCUCCGUCUUUGUUUCGAAGCUAAAAGUGUUUGUGGUCGAGCUUGUAUGCGGAUUGCUUUUUUCGAUGGUAUAAUGCGUGGAACACUGUAUUUAUUUUUUGCAUUUUCUUGCUUGUAUCUUGAAUUAACUCUCCCAAGUAUUUUUUCAGGUUUUUUCUUGAUGAUAUCAGGCAUUCUCUACUCACUGAAGCAAUUUCAAAUAGUAAGUGCUGCAACAUUUGAAGAAAAACAGUCUGUAAUACCGAUGACAGUUCGAUGA
Molecule: messenger RNA, 483 nt
Organism: Thelazia callipaeda (thelaziosis nematode)
Lineage: Eukaryota; Metazoa; Nematoda; Chromadorea; Rhabditida; Thelaziidae
Source: the annotation of a GenBank genome assembly